AUGAAGAGAGUUGGGAACCAACCAGCUAAAAUUCAAAAAAAGUAUAGAGUAGAAGAUGAUGCGAAAGAUCCUAUUCAAGUUUAUUGUCGAAUUCGUCCUGUACAGUCCAAUUUCGAAUCGUCAUGUAUCAAAGUUCUGUCUGAUACUGAAAUACAAAUAUAUUGCUCACCAGAUGAUAGAGGAAUAUCUAGAGAAGGACAAUUCAGUUACAAGAAAAUAUUCACUGAAUAUGAGUCCCAAGAUGUGGUCUUUCAAAAUAUGGGAUUGCCACUCAUUGAACAACUUUUGGCAGGAAAGAGUAGUUUAAUAUUUGCAUAUGGAAUAUCAGGUAGUGGCAAAUCGUACACAAUGACUGGCAACCAGGAUGACGGUGGUAUUGUUGGAAGAUGCUUCGAUGUCAUAUUCAAUUCUAUUCAAAAUUAUCAAGCAGGAAGGUAUACUUUUAAACCUGAUAAACUUAAUGGAUUUGAUGUACAUAGUAUGGAAGACAUUUUGUUUUUUAAAUCUGAGGAAUUCAAAAACAAUGUUAAAAACCCUACAAAAACAUCAAAAAAAAAAGACGGAGAUUCAGAUCGUGUACCAUUUAACUAUAAAGUUACAGAUAUAGAACAAGAUGUAGCAUAUUCAGUCUUUAUAAGCUACGUAGAAAUAUAUCAUAAUUAUGUUUAUGAUCUUUUAGAAGAUGUAUCUGAUGGAGAAAUAAGACGAAACAGUAAAAUAAUAAGGGAAGAUGCCAACGGAAAUAUGUAUGUUCAUGGAGUAAAUGAACAAGAAGUAAUUAAUGCAGUUGACGCUUUUGAAUGGUUAAGAAAAGGUCAAUUGAGAAAGCGUACUGCACCAACCUUUUUGAACAUGGACUCCAGUCGCAGUCAUACAGUUUUUACUAUACGAGUUGUACAAGCACCUUUGGAUACUGAUGGUAUAAGUAUAAUUCAAGAUAAGAAGUAUACAGUUGUGAGUCAACUGUCACUAGUAGAUUUAGCUGGAAGUGAACGAGCUGGGAAAGCAAAGACAACUGGACAAAGACUUCAUGAAGCUGGAGAAAUAAAUAAGUCACUAUCAAAUUUGAAACAAUGUCUUAAAAUAUUAUACGAAAAUCAGUCUUCUAGCAAUUUAAGGAAUAUUGCUGAGAAAAUUCCUUACAGAACAUCACGUCUUACACAUCUGUUUAAAAGUUUUUUUGAAGGUUCUGGUUCAAUCAGAAUGUUAAUUUGUGUUAAUCCUUUGUCUGAAUAUACAGAGCUUUUGCCUGUUCUACAAUUUGGUGAAAUGUCUGGAAGUGUUCAAGUCAAACGAACAACACCAUUACGUAUGGAUAUAGGCUUGACUCCAGGAAGAAGAAAAGUCAUUGAUAUUCAAUCUAUAAACCGCAUCCCGUGCGCAAUUGAGGAAGAUGCUAGAUUUCCACAAGACAAUAAAAUUAAUUAUGAAUUAAGAGAAAACUGUUUUGGAAGUUAUUUUAAUUUGGGACCUCCGUUGCCAGAUUGGGAAGUAGAUGAUUUACUAGAUGGUGAGAAGAGACAAGAAUUAGUUACUGCUCUUGAUCAGAGAAUAAAAAAAAAGGAUGAACUUCGUGAAAUAUUGAUUACUCAGAGUAAUGACAUUCGAUCACAGAUAGUAUUCUUAGAAAGCAAUUAUGCAGGUGCAAAACAAGAAAUAAAUUCACUGCAAAUUCUGAGGGACCAAGAUACCAAUAAAGUUAAGCAAUAUCAAAACAAAUCAUUUUUACUAGAAAAUGAAAUGGCGUCGCUAAAAAGAAAAUUAGAAUUUUUGGAUGGUGAGAACAAAAGAUUAAAAUCAGAUUUAAAUGCAAAAGACAACAUGCUAAAUCAAGUUUCAGUGGAUAAAGAUCUGUUAAAACAAAAGUAUAAUACUAAAAUUGUUAAAAAACAAGAACAGUUGUCCAGAGAGUUCAAAGAUAAAUGGAAGGUUCAAGAAAAUGAGUUUGAGGCUAAAUUACAAGAUAAGAAACGCAAAUUAAGACACAUCAAAAAUAUAGUGGAAAGCACAGAAAAUAUUCCUGGCCAUUUUUCCAGGCGUAUUGUGAAAAGAACCCUAUCUGAUGAAAGCUUAGUCAAAAUAGAGCCAGUUGUGAACAAUGAUGUACCCUCAGAUUCAAAACAAAACGAGCCAUCACAAGCAACAUUAAGAUACUUACGUUCAAGACGAUCUAAAUCGUGUGACCCACAUGAACGUUGGAUCGAACACAAACCUCCAGUUCCUAUUCCCUUGCAAACUAUCAUGCAACCCAAGAUGAAGAAGCGUAAAUCCGUUACCAAGUUGACAGAUGCCAAAACAGUAUCGAACAAUGGUGCAUCAAAAUAUUGUUUAUUGACACAAGGAUCGGAUGAACAAGGCAUUCCAGAAGCUAAACUAUAUAAAGCCGAUAUUAUACAAACGAUGGGUGGAGGUGCCCAGAUUGUGUUCAAUGAUGUUGAAACGUUAAAACAGGAUUCGCCAAUUGGCGGAUCUCCGGUGAAAAACCGUAUCCAGGCAUAUAAUAAUGAAGUAAAGGCUCAUAGAGGCGGUCCAGAUGAUGUACAAGCAAAAUGCUACGGAAUUCAAGGAGGGUAUACUCCAACAUCAAGGAAAUGA
Macrosiphum euphorbiae (potato aphid) is the source of this 2595-nucleotide messenger RNA. The record is from the annotation of a GenBank genome assembly. Lineage: Eukaryota; Metazoa; Arthropoda; Insecta; Hemiptera; Aphididae.